Anarrhichthys ocellatus (wolf-eel) is the source of this 6564-nucleotide messenger RNA. It is a transcript of the gene zup1, whose product is annotated as zinc finger containing ubiquitin peptidase 1. Gene Ontology annotation, molecular function: ubiquitin-like protein peptidase activity. The record is from RefSeq and is a predicted model, not a curated record. The transcript is spliced from 12 exons. The coding region runs from base 826 to 2583 and encodes 585 amino acids. Lineage: Eukaryota; Metazoa; Chordata; Actinopteri; Perciformes; Anarhichadidae.
CCUGGAUUUGCUGAAGGUUUGGAACGUGAGGAAAGGAAAGCGAAACAGACUUCUAGCUUUGCUAUACUGACUUCAUUGCAUCGACCGUGAGUAGGUUUUUAACGUACUGAGACAAAUACGUCACAGUCUGGACGGCGAGAGGCAACACACGCACGUUAAAUUACUUGAUGUGGCUCACGUUAGCCACCGGGUGUGCACGGUGUGACAGAACGUUUUGAAACGCGGUGACACCAUGAUUCCAAUUACACAUUUUUACAGCCUCCUGUAGAGUCUGAUAGUGUGCCUCGUAGGCCAGGUUCCAUUCAAAAAAUCUGCUCAUUUACGAUAGUUUAGAUCAUGGCAACGUUGCAAUCAUUGUCAACAUAUUUACCUCAUCGUACGAGACCUCUCUUUAUUUCGGCAGAUACAUAACCCUUUAUGUAACACAUUCAUAAGUAGUAGAUAUUUCUCCUUCAUGCUCACUCUGUAGUUCUGAAAUAGAAUCAGUGUUGCAGGCUGUACCGGCUGCUACAAUGAAUUUAGUCAGAUUAGUCUUUGUUAGUGUUGUAUCUGAUGUAUCUGUGCUGAUAACAGAUUAAUGACCAAUGAUUAUUAAUGAUUGUAUGAGACUUAAUUGUCUGCUAAGAAAUCAUGUUCCCAAUUUCAGACUCAUUUCAGUUGAUGUGGACAUUUAUUUGCAUCCCUUAACAAUCUCUUCAGGAAGACAGAGUCAAGGUUGUGUUUUGUCAGCUGGUUAUAUUUUAUUAUAAUUAACUUGAUCUGUUUUUGUAUGCUGUGCCAGUACCAACUUUCAGCACCUGACCCUUUUCCAUACUUAAAAAUGACAUGCACUGCCCACUCUGUCCCCUCUCUGGUGUGUCCUACGACGAACUCUGCUUCCACAUCAGCUCGGCGCACCCAGAGAAGCAGCGCGGAGCGCAGCAUCCGGCCCGCUUCGCAUCCACUUCGGGCCGCUCGGCCGGAAUGGGGAGCAAAAAGCCCCAAACGCCUCAGUCCUGCCUGGCCGGGGACGGCUGCGACGCAGCACCCACCGGUGCCUCUCGUGUCACCAGAGACUCCGUGCGGCCUAAACCGAAUAGUACACCAGGAAGCGGAGGUUCAUCCACUGGGGAAGCUGCACCCGUCACUUCGACUUUGACAGCAUGGAGCCCUAAAACAAGACAGGAGUCUGUCAGGCGCUGUGUUGAGGACAAAGAUGGGCUUAAAGCCAAGCACAGUGAAGCCAAACAGAAGCGACGGUCUUCACCGGGAGAAGAGAAGCUGUUCUCCUGCCCCAUGUGCGCACUGGUCUGCAGCAGCUGUUUCAUCCUGCAGGAGCAUGUGGAGUUACAUCUGCAGGAGCAGCACGCAGCUGAAGGUUCAACACUGGAGGCGUGUCCACUUUCACCGUCAGCCAGCAGCCUCUCAGGAGAGAAGAGAUUCGAGUGCCCUAUGUGCUCUGUCGUCUGCAGUGACAGCAUCUCUCUGCAGGAACACGUGGAACUGCAUUUAGACCACGGAGCUGCUGGGAACUCUGCAGGGAGCCCCGGCUCUGACCUGAAGCUGGCCAGACAGCUCCAGCAGCAGGAGGAGGAGCAGAGGAGGAGGCUGGAGGAGGACCAGCAGGAGAGAGAAGAGUUCAAGAAGCUGCAGAGGCAGUUUGGUCUGGACGGCAGCGGGGGCUACAGCAGACAGAUGGAGAGGACCAUGGAGAGGGAUGUGGCCAAGGGUCUUAUGGCCCCUGCAGAGUUCCACUGUAAGAGGGCCGAGAUGAUGGAGUCUCUGGCCUCAGGGGUUGAUGAUGGCAGAACCAGAACUCAAGGUGUGGUCCGAGCUUUGUAUGAAUAUUACCAGACCGAAUGCAAGGACUCUGUGCACGUGUGGCUGAGUGCUGACACCGACCACUACUGCUCCUCAGCGGGGGAUAAAGGCUGGGGCUGUGGAUACAGAAACCUCCAGAUGCUCCUCUCCUCUCUACACACAACGGAUGCAUAUGCUCCCCUACUACAAGAGAAGGCCGUGCCUAGCAUCCCUCGGGUGCAGAGUAUGAUCGAGGAGGCCUGGAGAGCAGGGCUGGAUCCGCAUGGUGCGUCCCACUUCAACCAGCGGCUGCAGGGAACAAGAGCCUGGAUCGGAGCCACAGAGAUCUACGCCCUCCUCACCUCUCUGGGAAUCAGUGCCCGCAUCAUUGACUUCCACAAGCCAACCGGCCCAGGUGACACCCACCCCCGGCUGUUUGAAUGGGUGAAGCAGUACUUCAAGUCCGGCAGGAGCAGCCGGCUGCCCCCCAGACUCAUCCACACUUCCCUGCCCCCGCUUUACCUGCAGCACCAAGGUCACAGCCGCUCUAUAGUGGGCAUGGAGCAGAAGAAGAACGGGAGCCUGUGCCUACUGCUUCUGGAUCCCGGCAUCUCAGCGUCGGACACCAGGAGGCUGCUAAGCAGGGACACCGUCUCACCGGCCGUCCGCCAGGUCAGGAAGUUCGCCGGCAGCCUGAAGCACAAACAGUACCAGGUGGUGGCAGUGCACGGUGUGAUGUCUGCUGAGGAGAAACAGAUUAGCAUCUUGAACUCCAGGACAUUAUGUGCUGAACGGAUCCCGUGAAUAGGAUCGCACUUCAUCUCCUCCAUCUCGUUUGUUUCUACUGUGAACAUGCAUUUGAUUUCUGCACUUCAGGAACUAUUUAAUGUUGUCAUUCGCUAAUAAAUUAUAUAAUAUACACUUUUUUAAAUUUUAGUUUUUUAAUAAACUCUGUGCUACUCCGUGCUGUCCAGUCAUUUACACUUAGCAGUUAAUGGUUGAGAGGAAAUGGAGCAGAACAAACCUGGCUGUCCUUAAAAGAACGCUGCACAACAAGAAAACACAGAGUCCAUCUGAGAAUCUCACAAAGGACAAACAUAAAACCUCAAAUAUUUGAUUGCAUAAGUGAUUCACCCAUUAUCAUGUGACACACCUAAAUCAUCAUUCAGCAGCCAUCUGUUUGUAGAAGUCACAUGAGAAUCCAGACGGGGUCAUCCGUGUGUUUAACCAAGGUGUGGUGAGUGACUUUAGGUCAAAUACAGCAGGUGGUCAGACAGCUGGUCAGUGUUUUCUAGUAGUGUUUUAUAGAGAACCAGCCACCACCUCUAAAGUACAUACCACCUCAAGUAACAUCAUAAAGAAAUUAUUACAAUUGUAAAAAAAAAAAAUAGAACAUGAAUAUGAGGGGAAAAUAAUUCUUCCUAUCUCUUUCGUCUGUUGGUGACCAAGAGAAAAAUGCCUAAAAGCUGCUCUGUGGUAGUAUGUACCACCAACAGGGUAAAGAACCCACAACUAAGUUCGUAAAAGCUGCAGAACCAAAAGAACUGAGGAUACAGGCAAUGGGAAAACUGGGGGAUCCUGAGAGGCAGUAUCCCUAACGUUACAUGUACAGCUAGCAUUUUGUCCAGAUUAGGCUAACUAUAUUUAUGUAAGUUAAACUAAAGCAUUUCUAUAGUAUGCAACUUGUGUGGAAUCCGUGGAAUAGUGAAAUGUGCAUACACCAGUAAGCUAUGCAGUAUUAUGCUUAUAAGUAUCAUCAUAUAGCUAACUACAGUUAUUUGCUAACACAUACAUAGCUAACAUUAGCUCGCUAACGGCUAACUUGUCCCAUCAUCAUUUUAGUUAACUGCAACCCUGGAAGACAUAGGAUGCUAAAAUAGUCCUUUGACAUGCUGACAUCUAACUUGUUAGCUAGCUACAGGCAUUUUGUUAGAGUUUCAGCCCUUUGUUGCAUAUUGUGGCACCUUUUGUUUUCCCCUACGGGUGGCCUUGGUUUUCAGAAUGUGACGCGUUGCGCUCUGUAUCUGUUAUUUAGGCUGUCAUGUACUAAGUGGGAGACCUUGCUGGUUUGUCAAAUUUCUGGCAAAACCAUCAAGAAGACAAUACGAGCUGUGUUUAAAAAGCCAGUAUAGAAUUUAGUGGCAUCUAGUGCAGUGGUUGCAGAUUGCAACCAAGUGAAUAGCUACGCUCUCCCCUAUUACAAGACAGCGAUCAUGUGAACCGCCGGGUGCAAAACUGUAGUAUCGCCGUUCGCUUAGAGGCCAUCUUUACCAUAAUGACACAACUUAAGGAGCAACGGAAGUCAGACGGCGGCUGGUGAUACCCAAUUUUUGCACUAUGCUGCUCACAUUACCGCAAUUUCACAAGCGUGUUGGAGAACUACGGUGGCCUUCAUCAGGCUCUCUACAGCCAGUGUUUGGUUUGUCCGUUCUGGGCUGCUGUAGAAAGAUGGCGGGCUCCAUGAAGGGGACCCACUUCCUGUGUAGAGAUAAAGGGUUCACAAAAAAUUCAGUUUCUCACAGUCUUCACUAUCAUUUGCUCAUUAGGACUGUUAGUUUUGAUAAAUGGAGUUUAAAUACGAAUGGAUAUUUUUGUCUGUCCAAACCACCAAAAAAAAUCAGUUCCUGGUGACAGAAAAGGGUGUGGUGGAAAAUGAUUUUACCCGCUGUUGAGUCUUUUUAAGCUGAAAUAUAGAAUGUCGUUAAACAGAACUUGUCUUUAAAAGUAUUUAUUCUUGCAAGAAGAGUGGUCAAGGGUUGGGGGCCUGUGUACUGGAACAUCCUGUUUCAUGACAAGCAGGCCACAGCAUUUAAAGAAGUGCUUUAUCUGUGUAACAACAGACACACAGAUAUAUACGUUUUAUCCUUAAGGCAUAGAACAUGUGAAUAUACAAGAAUUGUUAUCCAACACAGAGAAGAAGAGGAUAUGUGUGCAGGCAGUCAGCUGCUGCACAGAUCACAAGUUACAUGAUGCAAGCUUAUGAUAGCCUGUUUCAAAAACAGUUCUAUUUAAAAGAUAAUGAAAUACUCAUAAGGAUAUAAUUUCCAUUAAAAAAACAGCAAGAUACAUUUGAGCAUGUACGCUAACACAAAGGGUGAAGGUGUACUGAGUUCAGAGCACAAGUACAAGCACUUAGGCAUUUACACAAUAUACUGAGUAGAAAUAUAUACUAAGUAGAAAUGUGGCAUUACAAGGGAGACAAGCAUCUUUACUGAAAACUAUCAAGGGAGCGACACAAGACAAGUGUCCUCAGGGAAAAAAGGUCAGUCAUAGAAAUGGGCAAACAGUCACAGCUGUAAAUCUGAAUAGAACAAGUGGUAAAAAUGAACAGACCCCUACUGUCAGCUCUGACAGUCGUGUGGGAGGUUUGUGGACAUGAAGUCCAGUCCAGACUGUGUAUUUGGACUUGACAUAAAUUGUUGUUCCCUCACAGUCUCCAGCUGGAGAGAGAUUGAGUAGUUUUCUAAAGAGGAAUGUAGGAAAAUGUCCAGACGUGCUUCUACUGACUUGAAGGGGACGAAUACUUUAGUGUUUUAUAAUUAAACUGAACUUUGAUCUGAUUGUCGAUAUUUAGUUUCCUUUUGACAUAUCUUAAAGUGUCAAAAUCCUAAUUGGCAAUCAAGUGGACAGAGUCAGCGGCUUCAGGUUCCUCUGGGAUCAGAAGACACACAGGCCAACAGGAUUUCAUAUAUAUGUAUAUAUACAUAUAUAUAUAUAUAAUUGUAUUUUAUAUACAUUAUAUUUUAUUCCUAUUUUAACAUCUGCCUCUGCAAAUUCUCUCAGGGAAACCUUAAGAGAAUUUCAUUAAACUUGGCACAAAAAUCCACUUGGACUCAAGGAAGAAUUGAUUAGAAUUUAGUGGUCAAGGACGCUGUGGCCUCAAAAAAACACAUUUUGGGCCAUAACUCAAGAGUAUAUAUGCUAAUCAUUUGGAUGUUAACUGGAACUUAGCAUAGCAUUGUUGGAGGAAGCCUGAGAACAAGAAUUCCAUGGCCAAAAACUGCUCCACUGUAAUUGUUGUGCAUAUAACAAAUAAAGACUUAAAAAGAAUCAUGCUUAUUUAUACCUCGAUGACAGCUAGACUGUUAGCAUCUCUGAGCACCGAUCGAACCAAACUCCAUUCACAAAACAAGCCUUUUUAAAAGUGUUAGGAUGCCGUCUACAGUGCUACGGCACUCAGCCUGUGAACGCGGUUGUAUAAUAUCUUCUGUGGCUCCGCAAGUGCUCGGUCAUAUCAGAGAAAAUGACCCUGGUGAUGUCACAGUGAUGUCAUCAGGGUUAUUUCAGCUUGGAUUUACACAUUUUUUUUAACAGAACUCACAAACUCGGGGUGUGGAGUUGGACAGAUGUGACAAUCUUGCAGGCACAAAGGGUUUUAAUGAAGGGCAGUCAAGUUGCAUUUGGGCGAAAUUUAGGAUCCAGUGUUUGUUUUUUAACUUGCACUAUUUCUGGGGCCUUAAAAUCAGGACGUCCUGGGGCCUCUGCUGCAUCCGGUUCCAACGUCCUUGUUUUUUCUGUCUCUCCUCUGUUUAUUCUGUCGAGUUUGUUUAUGUUCCUGGUACUUUGGAGAACAUGCUGUCUUACUUGGAUCACUAACAGCGCUGCUUAUGAAACAGCAGACUCUUGUUUUUGGUUUUUGUCCCGUAGCAGUCUCCCAUGGCGGUCGUCAGAUGGGAAGCAUAGUGCUAGUGCAUUGAACCACGCGCCGCUGACUGCUAUCAUGGACGUAAAUGAGGUCAAGAUUCAUGACCAUGACCUGGUGCCACACAAAGGCUUCAAGUUGAU